This is a messenger RNA of Toxorhynchites rutilus septentrionalis, 16697 nucleotides long. RefSeq names its product membrane-associated guanylate kinase, WW and PDZ domain-containing protein 1 (gene Magi). Gene Ontology annotation, molecular function: protein binding. The record is from RefSeq and is a predicted model, not a curated record. Gene Ontology annotation, biological process: hippo signaling. The coding region runs from base 1443 to 4922 and encodes 1159 amino acids. The transcript has 5 exons. Lineage: Eukaryota; Metazoa; Arthropoda; Insecta; Diptera; Culicidae. Gene Ontology annotation, cellular component: cytoplasm.
AACGGGUCGUCGUCAAUUUUGAGUUUUUGUUUGAAACGAAAAGUCGGCUGAAUUAUCGCUCGGUUUAUUUUUCAGAUAUUCCGCUACUGAAAUUAUUUUUUCGCGCCGGAAAGUAUCUCUAAAUAGUGUACUGAAGUGCGUGAAAUCGAGAUUUGGAAGAUUUGCUGUGAAUUUAAUGCGUUCUAAAGGAGAGAAAAUUGUUCGUUUCCACGCUCCGAGCUCAUUCGCCAAGAAGCAUCACAGCAUAACAGUUAAGAAAUCGAGAUCACCUCUCCUCUAUCGGAAAGAAUGUUCAGUGGAAGUUGUUUCGCAGUGGUGUGGCAAAAGUGGUUGUGUUCUAUUCAAGGAUACGAGUGAAAAAUACAAAACAAAAAAGUGGUGCGACGCUGGACAGUGCAAGAAACCGGCAGGUUACGGGCUUUUAAUAAUGCACCCUCGGCGGCUGAGGUGAAAACGGAUGUUGCCUUCGCAUCACAACACUGCAUCAUGGCAAACGGACAGGUGGAAGCCUAACAGUCGGGCAUCGGUUUCGGAUGGUUUUUUGAAGUGAAAUAAACUUAAUCUUAAUCAUAAUCCCACCUGCCGCACGUGAACGUGUGAAGGCUUUCUUCAAGCCUUUUAAAAUUAAUGUUGUUUGCAAGGAGAGAGCUGAUCAAAUGCGGAUUCAAAGUGUUGUCACGGGUGUGUGUGUUUUUUUUUUGCUCUGAUUAAGUGAAGUUGGCGAAGGUUCGCAGUUUUCACCUGGAACGUGUCGUGCGGUGAAUGAUUCACGUCUCAUAUUUGAGCAGAUUGUGUUGUGGAACGAAGUGGAACGUCUCAUUUAUUGUGCAUCACAGUCAACAUCAUCCAUCUCGCGUGUGUUGUGGAUGAGGGCUGGCCUCAGUCAGUCGGUUGUGACAUGCGAAGUAAACCAGUAUCAGCGGUCAUAGUGCUAAAGAAGUGAUCAGGUUGGUGAAAAAAGGGCGCCUUGGAAAGGUAAUAUAUGUGACGACAGGUGAUCCAUAAGCCAGUUGAAAAGUGAGAAAGAGAGAAGCAAUGCCAUAGAAUUAAAGCGGUCGAAGAACCUGCCCCCGGGAGAGUCAAGUGCCUGCCACACGAGAUGAGGCAAGCUGUGGAACGGUGUGUAGAAGAAAUAAUACGAAAAAAGGUGAUCCAAAAAGAGCGUAUAAAGCAAUGUGGCUAAAAAUACACACCAUCGGAGUUUACGUCCGUUAAUGCAUUUAAAUGUGCGUUUUUUUUCACAAUAAGAAUUCCAAUUGUGCACAGUGUGUUAGUGUGAAUCGAUGUAUGGAAACAACUGUGUUAUUGAUACAACAAGGUUUUUAAUACCCUGCACGCAUACCGUUUCGGCCAAGAAAAGCUAGAGUGCGGCGCGGAGGUAAUGGUGGUGACCAAGAAGUGACCGAGCCAGUUUCGUUGCGGGGGAAAAACAACACGAUUCAAUGACAGAGAAAAGUGAAAUUAACCAGCUAAAGAUGAAUGAGUCAGGGGCCGCUGGAAGUAACAGUAGUGCUAGUGUGAAAUCCGAAACCGGUAAAGAUCUGUUGAAAGUGGGUGUUAACAGCAGCAACAUCAACGGCGGUGGUGUUGGGGGCGGAGGUUCUGUCGCUAUCGGAAAGGCAUCAUGUAGUGACGACGGUACGGAUGUAGGACCCGAUUUAAUGAUGAGUCCAACGGGGGCUAUCAUUAAUAAUGGGACCCAACAUCAACACCAUCAUCAUCACCAUCAUCACAGCCAUAAUCAUCUGCAUCACCAGCAGCUUCAACAGCAACAGCAACAACAACAACAACAUCAGCCACAGCAAUCUGUCGAAAUAAACAACGGAUCGGGCGUUUUCUACGAUCAGAAAUCGGAUAUAUCUUCCACGGCUCAGAUGGAGGAGGAUGACGGACUUGGGCCGUUGCCGCCCAAAUGGGAGAAGGCAUAUACCGAUAGUGGAGAGGUGUACUUUAUCGACCACAACACGGGCACAUCGCACUGGCUCGAUCCGCGGCUGUCCAAAUUCCAGAAGAAAUCCCUCGCCGAUUGUCAGGACGAUGAGUUGCCGUACGGGUGGGAGAAGAUCUGCGAUCCACACUACGGCACCUAUUACAUCGAUCACGUGAACCGGAAGACGCAGUACGAAAAUCCGGUCUUGCAGGCCAAACGGAUGAGCGAACGAAACCCGAACAUGACGGUGGUGGGUACCGCCACCUCUUCGGGGCUAAAUAGUUACAACAACACCAAUGGCACCACCGGACACAUCGAGGCGGGAAACGGUGUUGGACGGCCAAAUCAUUUCACCAAAAAUCCCGCAAACUUGCGAGGGGAACGGUUGAUGACAACGCUGGUCAAAUCAACCCGAGGACUUGGGUUUACGAUUGUUGGUGGAGACGACAAUGUGGAGGAGUUUCUGCAGAUCAAAUCGAUCGUACCGAAUGGUCCGGCUUGGAUGGACGGCAAGCUGAAGACGGGCGAUGUGUUGGUUUAUGUGAACGAUAUUUGUGUACUCGGGUUUACACACCAUGAGAUGGUGAAUAUAUUUCAAUCGAUACUUCCUGGCGAAGAGGUGCAUCUGGAUGUUUGUCGGGGUUAUCCACUGCCGUUUGAUCCCAAUGAUCCAAACACGGAGGUUGUAACAACGAUUGCAGUUGAUGGUUUGAACAAUGGGGCAAUGACCGAGUCCGAUCUGAAGUUUCUGGAAACGGGAGGUUUCAUGGACCCGGGAGAUGUCCAGCAUAAGAAUCCGUUGGCGAAAAUUCAAUCCGGUGGUGCCACUGCAAAUGGUGGAGACGUGUAUUUUAGUGACACUCAUCCCUACCAGCAGCAUUACAAAAAUAAGGACAAUCCAUUCGAGAUACCGGAGAUACUACAUAUAAAUAUUGUGAAGAGUGAUACCGGGUUUGGGUUUACGAUAACGGAUAGUUCUUACGGUCAGAAGGUGAAAAAGAUUCUGGAUCGACAGUGUUGUAAGAAUUUACAGGAGGGGGAUAUUCUAUUGAGCAUAAAUUCCAUUCCUGUUAAGGAUAUGUCUCACAAUGAGGUAGUGCAAGUUUUGAAGGAUUGUCCUAAGAAUAUAGAGACGACCCUUAAGGUUCAGAGAGGACCAUCGGCUUUGUUGGUGGGCAGCAGCAAAAUGACGAAUAAAUUAAGGAAAAGUAUCGAGAUGGCUAAGUUCGGUGGGGGAUUACUGAAGAAGGAUGGGUAUGGAAUCGGGGGAAAUAGUUUGUUCAGGAGUAAGACGCCUACGGCGGAUCUUUAUAGCACUCAAGCGAAGGAAAUUCUUCCAACGCGACCCAAAACACCUUUGGUAGAUACUAGAGCUAGAGCAAAAACUCCAUCUCUGCCAUUAUCUGACCUGAAUACGGACGAUAUUGAAUUGGAUGUAAAUAAGAAUAGCAACGAUCCUAAAAUGGAUCUCAAUCUGAACAUGAAAUCCAACAGCAGCUCUCAUGAUAAUGAUUCUAUUGCCAACGAUAUUGGUUCGUUCAACAACGAUGAGCAGUAUCAUUCGGAGAAGCAUUCGAACCUUGCGGACAGAUUGGGAGAGCUAACAAUAAGCAGUUCCAACAAUAGUACGACUGAUACAAUCUAUCACAAUCAUCAAACUCAGUACGACCACGGAAGUCAUCUCCAACAUCAACCGAGUUACAACCACGGCUAUAACCAGUUAUAUUCUCCGCCACUUGUUCCUCCGCCUCCUGUGCCUCCAAUCGCCACGAGUCAUGUUGGUUAUGGACCAAAUCCUGUUCCCCUACAACCAACUUACCAUCAUGAAAACUGUUUUUGUUACGAUUGUCAGGAUUACCAACGCCAACAGCAACAUCAACACCAACAGCACAUAUAUCAGCAGCAAACACUCAAUCGUGGUUACGCGAAUAAUCCAAGUCAUUUCCAGCAACUGCCGUAUCAGCUCCCUCCUCAGAUGAGCGACAAUAUCGGCAAACGCCUAAACGAGUAUCUGAUGGAUCGCAAGCGUUCUCUUCAUCAACAGCAGCAGCAGCAACCUCAGUACGACAAUUUAUAUCAUCACCACAAAGCCCCGGUGCCACUGCCGCCACAGCAUCAAUCGCAACCUCCGUCAGCGUUCGAUCAGCAUUACUAUCCGACACAGCCUCCCAGCUGGCGGGGUCCGGUCGGAAGCCAACACUCGCCCCAAAUGUACGGUGGUGGUCCAAUGUAUCCCGGUGCUCUUCCACUGGAGGAUUACACCCUGACCGAGGUGACACUGGAGCGCCAGGCGCUUGGUUUUGGCUUUCGAAUAGUCGGCGGCACCGAGGAGGGUUCCCAGGUGACCGUUGGACACAUCGUACCUGGCGGUGCAGCGGAUAAAGACACGCGGAUCGCUUCCGGCGAUGAGAUUUUGAAUAUCAACGGAGUUAAUGUGGAAAACGCAUCCCACCACCGGGUGGUACAGCUGAUGGGCGAGGCCGGUUUGCGGGGCCACGUCACCAUGAUACUGCGGCGAAGGAAAAUGAACAAAGCCCCACCGCCCCCUCCGAAUCCACGUUAUCCGUACAAUGUGCUGGUGUCCCGUAACGAGAACGAGGGCUUCGGAUUUGUGAUAAUAUCUUCGUCGGGCCAGUUCCAUGGGUCCUCCAUCGGCGAUCUCAUACCGGGCAGCCCGGCGGAACGAUGCAGUGAGCUUAAAAUUGGCGACCGGAUAGUGGCGGUAAACGCGAUCGACAUCACCGGCAUGAGCCACGGUGACGUAGUGAAUCUGAUCAAGGAGUCCGGCCUGCAGGUUCAGCUCACGAUAGGCUGUCCCCGGCCGGACGGUGCAGGUCCACCGCUGAUACAGACCCCCGGUGGGAGCCUAACGACGGCAGCGGUGGCUGCGUCCAGUGCGUCCAAUGGCAGCGGCAACGAGCUGUACGUGAGUAGCAGUGGCAGCGGCAGCAAUGGCCCAAUCAUGAAUCGCUACCCGACGAUUAUUUCCUGAUUGAGGACCAAAGUGCUGCUGCAAAGUGGCCGCUCGUCGAUGUCGAUCGAGGAGGAAGAGGAGGAAGAGUGAGUGGGUCGGAACACAGAAACGCACUCGUUCCUUUUUUCCGUUGGAACCAAAGCAUUUUUAACUAAUCUUAAGGUCGUUCAGAGUGUGUAGGUUUUUUUUAUACAAGUUGAGCGUUUAUUACCAGCGCGCAAGUUAACGAAAAGCUCAGAAGAAAGUGAUGAAAUAACUGUGGGAAACCAGAAGCUCAAUAGUAAUCGGAUAUAACAAGUUCAUUUAAGACAAAUAUGUGAAUGUGUAUGUGUGUGCGUUUGUAUGUUUGUAUGUGCAUAUGUUGCAAAACCUGUUUUAAUUAGCACUCGGGAAACAUGCAACUUCUCUAUUUGUAGAUGAAGUCGUCGUAUGCAGCGAUUUAAACACAUAAGUAGACCUGGGUAGUAAAAGAUGAUGAUAAGCAUCAAAAAGUUCGCAACCGCCGCGGGGAAAAGGUAAAGAGAGAGAGGAUAUAUGUAUUUAUACGAAGAAGCGAAAAAGCGAUUAAGUGGAGGAAAAAACGGUGGCAAUUCGUACUACGCGCAAGCUAGUUGCAACAUAUAUUUAGUUUUAUCGGUUGGCAUGUAUUACGACCACCAGGUGCUGAUUUUGCCAAUGUUGUGUGUUGUGUACAAAAGUGUUACGGAACGCUCGUGUGAUACGUGUUGUGUUGUUUUCGUCUGAACCAAUUCUGAAAUUGUGUAAACUGAUAGCUGGAGAUUUUGAUGCUUUGGAUCAAACAUGUGUUGUUGACUUUUUCGAUAGGUCUCAGAUUAAUCUAUCAUAUAAUACGUGAAGAUAUAUUGGCAUACCGUGCAUCUCGAACUUGUAGACUGACGGGAAUGAUAGGGAACGAUGUGGAGCAAAACAUUCGAAUAAUCGUAUUUCAUAGAGCAAAAUUCAAGUUCAAGUGAUCCUAAAGAUCGAUCGAUUCGGUCAUUUCUCACUUGUCAAUGUGAUGAUACCUAUUUUUUAUUUACCCGAAUCCGAACCCAUGGCUACUUUCAAUCCACGCUCCUCCAGGUUCAGGUUCAUAAACUGCCCUUUCUUCUUGUUUUCACUACAUUUUGAUGCGGACACUAACUUUGAAGACAACUUCCUGAAUAUUGGGUUCGCUGUAAAGCUUCUUUAGUUAGCUACUCUAUACUUCGUUCCCCUGUACUUAACUUGAUCCUUAACGUUCAAUACAGAAUCGGAGUUGUCUUUUGUAACAUCAAACCUAGGUAGACAAAUUCACGGAGACCUCGAAUUCGCCGCUGUUGUGUACCUCGUUCCUAUCAAGAGUGACUCUUUCAAAAUUAGUUCUGUCCAUUCGAGUUUAGUUCGGAAUUUGAAUCGGUCUCACAUCGCAAAUGUUCUCCCGAUGAUAUUGAAUUGGUCCACAUAUUUUGGUGCGAACAUUGAAAAAGGUUUCGCGCGAGUGUUGCAGUCAUUCUAUACAUUUAUGAUUGCCCAUACUUUGAGUUGCAAGGUAUAGCAACUGAGGAUAUUCAGGGUACUAUGAAGCCAUCGGUCUUCGCAUUCAAUUGGAAAUGAGUUUUUGCUUCUUCAAGCAAGUCUCCGUCAACAUGAAUCAACAUUCAUUCGGGCUCUCUCCUUGCUAACUGUUCUAACGAAGUACCGUCUCAUUCCAUUGUUCACUUUCAAAUGCUUCAAAUGGACUUCAUGGCAAAUCGAAGUGACUCCCCCAGACUUAAUUCGUUUCACGCUCUCAUGUAUCAUGUAUGCAUGUAUCAACGUAAAUAAAUUAUACACACACUCUCCAAUACAAAAAAGCUGUACACCCAGUUUUUACGAGGUUUUUUUACGCAGAUUUUCCAAUAAACGCGCUAACCUGAGCAAUAUCACAUCUCUCUCUCUCUCAGCUCACAUUUCUUCUUCUUGCUCCCUAGAGCAUAUGACGGUAAUCAGAGCCACACUCUAUACCGAUGCUUACGUAGAUUUUAGGUUACCUUGUUUUUUGCGCGGAUUUUCCAAUUAACGCGGUUUUCUACUCAGAUUUUGGAAUUAACGCGGUUUUUACGAGGUACGUAUCCCCCGCGUAACUGUAAUUUCAACUGUCUUGUUGACAUUUUUUUGCUUUUGACGUAGGACUACGUCUUUGAUUUCUAUAUAGGAGGGUCACUCUACGAAAAGUGUGACGAAAAAAUAAGAGAUUUCAAAUGCACAUUACACAAAAUCGAUAUAUGCGAUAUAUGUUGUACUAAAUACCAUUGGAUAGGAAAUUAGUUGCUGAACUGAAUACAUGUGGAAUGCAGUUCAAGCAGUUUUUCCAAUUCAUGUGUACUCUUUAGAUACUUUCAGUUUAUCAGAACAAAACCAGUAGAAGCUGUGGUAAUUAAUACGGUAAACAAAUAAUCUUUUGAUAAUCAGAUCAAAAGAAAAAUUUUCGUUGCUCUCAAUCCAUUGUUUGGCCAAUUGCGGGUACGUUUUAUCGUGAUAAGCAUUACCGGGUUGUUAGUGAGUAUUUAAAAACGUCGUUACGGGAUUACUUCUCUGAUAGGGUUAUUAUCAGACAUGAUCUUCGAUGAAAACUAGAGUGAUUCCGAACAUAAAAUUUGAAAAGUUGUGCGAAUCAAAUUAUUACACACAGUAUUUGUCUGGUGAGAAAAAUAUAUUUUAAUAAUAUUUUUAAAUACAAUUUGCAAGUUUUUACGAAGAAGCGCCUUUUCUUUCCCUAGUAAUUAAAAAAAAUCCACACAAAUUAGAAAAUGUCCUAACCAAUCUAAAGAUAUCAAUGCCAGGACAUGGAUAGCUGUGAAAAUGCCUGUGUUUCCUGGUUUCAGCUAACAUUCUAUGUUGUUCUUGAUGUCGGUAUUGAUACCACUGAUCGAAAGACCAAAUAACCGAUGCCGUUCAUCAAAAUUAACUGCUUUACUCUACUUCAUGGUCUGGUUUUGUUAUCCGUUUUCACUUUUUUUCGUGACGGACAAGGUGAGUUAUUGCAUAUUAAGAAUUAUUCUACAUUUGCCGAUAGCAACCAGUGCAGUGAAAAUUCAAUCGCAACAAUCUCAAAGAAAUCGACGAAAAUGACAAAUAAUACCAUUCGUCAUCAAAUUCGUCAACCUCGUCAACUGAGAUCCGAAAGGGUUCAUUGUCAAGAGAAUGCUAUUUCUUCUCAUUUGAAUGGGGCUAAUGUAUUGAGUCGAACGAAAACAAAUAAUUCAUUUUCACAACCUCGGCUUUCGGUAUUGAAGCAUGAUUUCGGUUUAUUCACUGUCAUAGGCAAGGCAAUGGAUGUAUGUAAAAAAAAUUCAUAAUCGAAUUUCAAAAACCGACCAUGUACAUUUUGUUUAUUGGCACAAAAAAAAUAACCUGUGCAAAGUUUCAGCUCGAUCAGACAUGCUUGAGGGGUGUCUCAAAGCACUCAAAAUUUUGAUGUUUUGGCCACUCAGGCCAAAGUCCCAAAAAGUCGAUGUACGGUCAAAAUUUUUUUUUCAAGAUAACACCAGACCUCGACGUUUUAUGCAUUUUUAAGACAUUUGGCAUUGAAAACUAAAUUUCGAAUUGCCAAAUUUCCCUUACUCCCCUCUUGGAAGAUUGUUAAGGAUAAAAAAAAUUAAAACUUUGAGCGCUUUGAGGCACCCCUAAAUCAUGUCCGAUCGAGCUGAAACUUUGCACAGGUCAUUUUUUUGUGCCAAUAAACAAAAUGUGCAUGAUCGAUUUUUUAAAUUUGACAUGACCAUUUUCGCUGCCACCCUAAUUCACAAAGCAGGCUAUGGGAGAGUUUUUUCUAAGGGUAUAUUCAUGUGAAGAAAUAUGAUGAGAUUUAUAGAAAUCACAUCAACCGUUUACACUAGCGUGAACUUCUAUAAUGAAUAUAUUCAUAUUUUCAAUGAAUUUAUUCACCUGAAGUAGAACUGCAUCCAACUUUAGUGAUUUCUCACCAGUGAAAAAUUCACAAGCGUUUACAUAUGCUGAAUUUAUUCAAGUUAUGUAUACCUCGAAUAAGUGUAUCCUAUUUAUUCUCACCGGUUUACACCUAUUUUCACGUGAAUAAAUCCAUCUAUAGCUAUAGAUCUCCCUAAUGUAAACCCGCCAUAAUGCCCCCUUACGCAUGUGUUAGCGUUAUACUUAUGACAGACAUACAGCUGUACUACCGUUGUACUUCGAAAAUUGUAUGUCUGUCACCAUGUACAGCGCUAGAACCAUGCAAGCAACUCGGUACAAUCGCUGUACCUGUACCGACCUAUUUUACCGCUGUACAUGGCUACAGUUGUACUGUGCGCAGCGCCACAAAUGGUUAGUGGUGGGUAGCAUGAACAAACUGAAUCAAAACACUUGGUAAAUAUUCUUUUCAUUGACUUUCUCUUGAGUUAAUAACUCAGAUUGGAAACUUGUUUGUUGUGUUUGAUAGUUGAGACACUAAAUAAAAACCUUUUUCAUUGAAAUAUGUGGUGAAAAUUGGAAAAAUUUCUGAUUGUCAGUUUGACAUACGGUACAAUGUACAACCAAAGUAUGUCUGUCAUGGUACGAUAGUACCUGUACAACGCUAUACCCUUACAGCGCAAGUACAGCUGUAUGUCUGUCCCUGGUAUUACACUCUCAUAUUAAUUCGAGAAGCGUAAGAAUGAGAGAAAUUAGAAAAACCAUUCUCGCCAGCUGUUCCUCUGUUUCUCGUUUCAAACAAGCCAUAGCAUCCUCGGGUGUCAAUUGAGACUCGAUCACUAGUUCAAUUGAUAGAGACAAACGUAAAUCUCAAAUAACAGCAUGACGAGCGGCUUGAAUGAAGGUGCGGUUAUUCAAUCGAAUGGGAAGGAUAGAGUGAGAAGAGAUCCGUAUGAAUGAAACAUGCCCAUCCGUCAAAGCAGCUCAUGUUGUCCAGCAUGACUGAUGGUGAUUGCUCGUUCGAAUUCAAAUAAAUCAAUUGAUUAUUUUCUUCACUGAUAGCAACACUUAUCAGAAUCAAAGAAGAGGGGAUGACUUGAAGAUGGCGACACCUCAUUAUACCUAAAGUUUCGAUGAGAGGCUGUUUCAUAGAGUUAAGCGUUGGCAGAUAUUUUAUUAGAAAGGUUGUUGUCUAAUCAUAUCAUGCAAUGCAAGUCUCUAUCAUAAAUAUGAGUACGUUGGUAUUAUCAAAAAUUUUGCAAUGAAAGAACUCAAUUCGCAUUUGUUCUCAAAGUCCUACGUCAAGUUUCCAUCCAUGCCUCUAGGCUCAGACCCAUGAGUAAGAAGUAUAGGUGGAGCAGAUGGUAGAAUUUGCGAGCGUAGUGUGCGUGAUAGUACGCGCUGCCAUAGCUACUUCUCGAUAUGUGACGUUCAUAUUUGUGUUUACAUUCAAUUGCCUUCUACAUCCAUGCAAAAACGUUAUUUUUAGUAUGUUUCUUAUCAAUUAAAAACAGAUAAUCUUUUGGAAUUCCCGCUGAAGUAUAAUGCGGUAGUGUGCAGUUUAUAUUUGUGGAAUCAUGUCGGAGAAGAUGAAUAAAAAUUAUAUUUUUGUGUGUCUUUUUCACUAUCAUAGAAACAAAGAGAUUUUCAUCAUUUUCGCGAUAAUUUGACAAUAUUUGUAAGGCUCACAGUAUCGGUGUAUGCGAUCCGAGAAAAUAGUUUACAAUCAAGCAGCAUUUCAUUCAAAAUUCUGCUAUUCCUGAGAACUAAGAACACGACUCUGGACCUUUUUACCUUUUAAAUGAUGGAAAUAAGUCAUAAUACAAAUAUCAUUUAUUAAAAAGCAAUCAGUUACAAGAUUUCAUUUUCAAUUGGCUCAUGACAUCAUGAAACCGAGCGUUAUUUAAACAUUGUUUUGUUUCUCCAUUUACAUUCCAUAUUAAAUGCAAAUAAUGACGACACCAUAUUUUUUUUUACCAAUCCAAAUAUACAAAUAUAGCAGUAGGCAUACUGCUCAUCCUCAUAUGUGCCUCAUUGGGCUCAGACCAUUUUACUUUUUUUCUUUGCCUACCACCAGUCUUCCGAAAAACACUUACACAUGUCCACGCGAUGUGAAAAUUCCAUGUUUUUGUUUGAAUUCGAACAUGAUUCUCGCUAGUGUUGAGUGUCUAUCCCCAACACGAACAAUGAUACACAAACAUAGACAUGUGAAAACAAACACGAUGUUUAUAAUUCAAGAACAUCAUGUACAAACAUAUCACCCGAUGUCGCAGUAUUCAUUGCUUUCGUUUCGUUUCUUUUCAUACACGGAAAGUAAUUAUUCAUCCCAAAACAUUUCUUCGUAGAAUACUUUUUCACAGAAACGAACUUGAAAUUUAGUUCGCAUUUCAAAAAUUGGACGAACUAAGAGGCUAUAAGUUCAUGCACCAAAAUAUAUUUUUAUUAAGGCUCAUAUAGCGUCAGCCUAACGGGGCCGGGAGUUCAAUAUUUUGACAAUGUUUGCUUACAACUAUGUUAGUAAUAUGUAACCGAUUACUCGCGGUUGGCUCGAGGUUAGUAUUACAAGUGUUCUCAUAAUUGGGAUGUUGCAGUCUUCAGUGCUCCGUACGUGUGCCCGACAUGGGAUACUUCCUAUUGGGAUGCAGCUGACCGUUAAUCAGCAACGCCCCCCUAGUCUGCACCCCAUAUCUAGCGUGGUGCGUCUUUUUCGACUCGAGGAAUCCAGGAUAGAAUGAUCACUAGCCGGCGCAAUCAUCAGCUAGUGUAGAGUUGUCAUGAGCGGUACAACCUUUGGCUCUUGUUGAAUCAUCAGUGGACUGCACAACCUUCGGCCCGCGUAUCUGUAAAGAGUGUGUGUAUGUAUUGCCGCGACUAAGUAAAAGUUUAUAGAUCGUUCAUGCACAUUUGCAAGUCUGAUUAAAUAAUCCUUGGUUUCGUUCAAAGAAAAUAUUCUCUGAAUAGAAAGAAGCUUUCUAUUUUUUUUUUGCGUGCAUGUUGGCAAUUAAAGUCUGGGGAGCCGACUGCAUAGCGGGCGACGUCGUACAAAUGCUGACCAAAAAAAUAAAUACCCAAAAAUUAGUUUUAGAUGCAACCUUUAGCGGCACACAGCAGAACCAGCAGAGAAAUUUCAGCGGCUAAAACACACCAUUAAUUUCUCGAUGUUAUCACAAACUGAAUGAAGGAAAAAACUAAAAGCUACACUUACACUGCACUACAUAUGCUAUGUGUGCAUGCGAUUGCAUCAUCCUUUCUUCUCCUCUUCUCCGCUCGUUUUAUAGCUCGGGUCGCGAUCGUCGCGAACAAGCAGUAUUGGCCAUUUGUAUUCAAAUAUCCAGCCAAAAUUGUUGCUCCCGUGGUCGAGUGGUUAGCAUCACGCCUAACAUGUCACUGCUGAAUAAUUCAAUUUUAGUACUUGUUCAAAUAGCUAAUAAUAGCGAAUGUUUCAUGAAUUCAAUAUAUAAAUUGAUGCGUGCACUAAAUAAUGAUAUCAAAUGUGAAAAACUGUCAUAUCAAUCGAUGUUUAUUUUGUUCAGAACCGAAAAAGAGGUUUAUUUUAUUUGCCCAAUAUUUUUGAUGAAGCACCCAUUGUCAUGAAUUGAAAGCAUUUUUUCCAUGUCAACAUACCAACACACCACGCGUUGAGUGGUGGUGGUGUGGUGUCCGAUUCGCUUCUUCUACUCUACGCACUGCCGGUGCUUGGGGUGAAAAUGCAAGAGAAACUGUACACCAUGUUCGAACAUCAUGUGAAACAUUGGGAUUAAACAUCGUAUGUCCAAACAUACCACGAAUACAAACAUUUCACAUUUUCUAACAUAGGUACGAAAAAAUCAUGUUUGUACUCAAACACAAAACUGUGAACAACAGCGUGGACAUGUUUAUUCCGGACGCAGUGUUUUUUGUGAAACAUGGAAGACUGCCUACCACUAUAUCAAAAUAGCAGAGAGUAAUAUACUUGGUAUUCUAUUUAUAUAGUGCAUGUAUCGAUGUUUGAGUUCACGGUGAGUAAGCAAUGGAGCCGUCCAUUAAUGGUUAUUUUUAUUACAAUUAUUUUUACAUUGGUAAUCAAUUUUCCGUUUCACUUUAUAUGGACGUUAAAAUAAGAUUGUGUACGCGGGCAACGAGGUUCAUGGGGAAAUGGUGAUGGAUUGAAGUCAGGUUGUAUGAAGAGGAAGAUAUAUAUUCAAGUUACGCCAAUUAGAUUAACCAUUUGCUAGAAUAGUUCAUCAGUCGCCCUCGCUCUUAACUCUCUUCGAAUCAUUUCUAAUCAAUUCAAGUAGUCCUAGACGAACCGACUAAGAGGGUAGUCGAUUCUCGUGUUUCGCAUUCCUAAAUGUCGGACCCUGCUUGGAACAUUAAGAAUCCGGAAUCACUGUUCAUUCGAUAGCAGUGGUCGUAGUAGGCGUAUCUUAAAUCUUUUAACAACAAAUUGUUUAAGUAAUUGUUUUACGUAUCUUUACACAAUUUUACGUUGGUCCGUUUUGUUUUAAAAAAGGUGUGCCGGCGUGGUCAGGUACUGAAAUUCCGAAAUCGCUGAAAGUGACUGAAUCGUCCGUGUAUGAUGUGCUGGAACGUUUCCGUGAACGUAUAUCUGCUUCUGCUCCAUGAAGACGCGUCGCAAUAGAACUUACCAUCAGAAGCUGAGGUUGAAGGUUCUCAGAAAAUUUUAAGCAAAUCCGGGGCUCCCGCAAAUUGAGGCUCGCUUCGUUGAUAAAUUUGCCAGAAAGUUCUUGAUUUGGCAUAGGAUUUGCAGCUGUGAACAUAAAACCAAAGUUCUCGGCACAAGCACGACAAUGAACUCAAAAACGUCUGGAGAAGAGUGCCUUCAGAAACUUCUUCCGUUUAUUAAGACUCACAAAGAUCCGAUGAAAUUUUGGCCAUAUUUGGCAAGCUGCCAUUACAGUCGAGAGGUGCUUCAGUGGUACCGCUUCAGUUUCAUAUUGAUACGUUCAGCCGUUCUUCCUAGCCGAUCGAUCGAAGUUUUGAGUAAAUUGAAUAGCACUUCAUGGCGUAUCGACCCGGAAUAUCAAAAUGAUUUGCGUACUCUCAUAAUGAACAAUUCGUUUUCAUGCUUUGUAGGUACAAGGAUUGCAAGGAGUGUUGACACUCACACGUAUACAUUAGGAUUGGGCGAUCUUGGAUCGAUAUUUAGAAGAUCGAUCUUUUCCUGUCAAUUUUCCGAUUUUUUGGAUCGAUCCCUUGUACUCCAAAAAAUCGAGAAAGUCAAUCUUUUCUUUUCGAUCUUUCUAAUUUUUUGAUAGUCUAUAUUUUUCUGAAAUUUAUUUUCCAGCGAAAAUAUAUCUCACUUAAAAUCACCUGAUAAAUUCCAUAAACUUUGGGUUUUUUUUUCAACUUUGUCAAAUUAGUGGACGUAAAUUUAGGAGAAGCAAUUCUGUAAGUUUGAUCAUUACAAAAAAAUUGGUCACAAGUUAUAUUUACACCAACAUAUUCAGUAAGCUGACAGUACAAGAUGAAUGCCCUGAAAAAUACAAUUUUUCUGGACCUUCAGUUUUUUUUUUGUAACUUUCAUGCUUAAAAUAUGCCAACUAAAAUGCCUUUGAUGUUUGAAUAGAAAUGUUGAUUAUUUAUUCGAUGUUCAACCCUAAAUUCAUAAACACACAACUCACAAACUUUCUCAACGAGAAGAACUCUUACAGUGCAUGGCGCGAAAGAGAUGCAAAUACAUGCAUCUCAGUAACUUCCUCUGUUUCCAACUAAUUUUCGUAGAUUUUUAUAAAUAUCUUCCGUAAAACUUAAAUUAGAUGCCCUUAAAAGGGUGGUUUAUGGAAUAGAUCUUUUUCUAAAGAUCACCCAAUCCUAGUAGACAUACGCAUUCCCACAUAUACAUGCACUCCUUACCCAGAAAAACUCAAGGGGUUAUUUUCAUCCAAAUAAAAAUAUCUGUGAAGAGAAAUCCUACAGAAACGUUAUAGGGAUCAAAAGAAAGCUGGUUGAUAAGGUUUAAUGGAUUUAGCAACUGACUAUGUUGGCAUGAAUUUAUGAAUUUUUGAAAAAUACGAAAGAAAAUCGAUUUCUUAUGUCGUCCCGAUAUUUUUGUCCACUACAUCUACACACACCAAAAUAACAAUAUGCUAGUAACAUAUUCCAAAAGCUGAAGGUUUAAGUUUUAAAAUGAUGUAUAAAUCAUCAUCUAAAUAGAAUGUUUCGAAAGUUUGUUUUCGACGAUCAAAAAUAGUGAAAAAAGAUCUGCAUUGUGGGGUAUGAAUUCGAGUUUGUGUCACUGUAGUAGAAUUUUCCGAAUCACCAACUGCAUUCGAAUAAAUCAGAUCAUGCAGGCAUAAUCCGAUUCUUCUAUCAUUGCAUUGCACAAUUUACCGCUAGCUAUGACAUUAAUUUUCUACUUUUUUCGUAUUGUUAUUUUUUUCUUUUUCGCGGGAAUGAAACGGUAAACGUGCGAGCUCUACUUCUUGCAACAAUGAAGACAGUCGCGAUCCGCGCCUCAUAAUCAUAUGUAGUGGCGCGCUCCACUGCACUAUCUUUGCCUCCAUUCAAGUUUGCUGUGGGAAAAUGCGUGUAAUCCAGUUAUGACAAAAUAUGUAUCGCAAAAACAACAACACACAGUACAAACACAAGCGAGGGCGUGCCAGGGGUUGAUACCGCCCUCCCAAGUGUACCGCAAAUUAUACGCAUCAUUGAAUAGAAACGGACCCAGAGACUUGUGAAACAACAGCUAGCAUAUGAGCCGCGUCGGAAAAAGAAUCAUGUCUAGUAGAACACGGAGCGAAACACAACAGUAAUUGCCUUCAACCACCACCGUUAGAAGAAACAAGAAUGUAAAAAUACGCCUUAACUAGAAAACAAAGGAAACAAACAUCCAAAUAGGAAGGAAAAACAACAUUUUACUAACAUGUAGCGCUUUACAACAAAACAAAACAAACAUAUUCAAAGGACUGAAAUUAUUUCAAUAUGAUGUAUGAUAAAAAUCAAAUGAACGCGUGAAAAAGUAAGAAACACAUAUCAACACAAUGUUAAAACAAAACAAACACUGCACACAAUUAGUAGAUUUUGCUCCAAGUUAACAAACGCAAUAAACGGUGCAUCGUUAAACCGAACAACAGAAACAAGCAAUCGUGCGCGUGAAAAAAAAUCUUGCCUUAACCAUAUAUUUAUACACGAAACAAGCCACUUGUUAGAGACGAUAUUUGUUUACAAUCGAAUUGGUUGGAUUGUAAAUAUUAAAGUAGUAGAAAAUGUUUAUAGUUUAUAUAGUUCCACCCCCUUGUUUAUCCUAUGUCGGCAAUGAGAGCUUAUCGAAACUAUCCAUGGGGUAACUUGGAACCGUUUAUUCCUUGUAGUGUUGCAUCCUUUUGAGAAGGUAGUAAGUAUUACAUAGUCACAUUAGUAGCGAGUAAGAUGAACAGUAGGUAGCUGAUAAAACAACCAUUAGGAAAAUCCGAAGUUUGGAAACCAAUGUUCUUAAAGUGCCUCCAAGUAAAUUAUAUUGUGUGCCUGUGCAUUAGUAACACCUCCAUCUCUUCCCUUUUAGCCGAGGCCGUACAGAAAAACAAUCAAGCCGCGAGUGAGCGCGCUCUGUAACGAAAAGUCAGAAUUUUUUUCGAACUUAUUUACAACACUUAACCUACAUCCAACACUUGUACUUAAUCUACAUCCAACGAUGAGUUUCCCCUCGUUGGAUGUGAACGUUUAUUCUAAUUAACGGACACAAAUGUCUAGCAAAAAGGGAGGAGCAACAAAGCAAUUCGAAUAGAAAUGUUACUGUAAGUAGCUGCUUAAUAUAUAUUAGGUUACGUAUCAUGAUAGUUACAUUGUUGUUUUCUAUGAUCGUGCGUGUAGUAUACAAGCAAAAAAGUGAGCAUAUUAGUUACUGCAUUGUAUGGCGAAUAAAUCCCUCAAAUAGAGCAAUAAUAAAAUGUGAACAAGAAAACC